Helianthus annuus (common sunflower) is the source of this 1009-nucleotide messenger RNA. RefSeq lists its product as uncharacterized. The record is from RefSeq and is a predicted model, not a curated record. NCBI's taxonomy places the organism in Eukaryota, Viridiplantae, Streptophyta, Magnoliopsida, Asterales, Asteraceae. The transcript is spliced from 5 exons. Bases 24 to 770 code for a protein of 248 amino acids.
UUUACUUGUACAACCCUUCAAAAAUGAUACCAAAAUCUUUCCCCACAAACACAACUCCCCUACACCAACCUCCUCUCAUUUUCCAAACCAAGAUUCCACACAUUUGUCACCAUCAACACAAGUUACACACACCCAUUAAUCUUUCGGCUUUUUGUUUCGAAAGAAACCGUCAUGGGAAAAGAAGAACAAGAUUACCAUUAGCACCGGCUUCAAAAGGAUCAGACGACGGAGAUAAUAGAGCCGUGGACACAGUCCUCAAGCUUUACGAAGCGAUUAAGAACAAGAAUCUUAAUGAAAUGUCCGAGAUCAUCGGGCAUGAUUGCCUUUGCGUGUGCAACUUUGUCUCCAUGUUCAAAACAUUUAGUGGAAAGCAGCAAGUGAUGAAAUUCUUCACUUAUCUGAUGGGUACUUUAGGAGAUAAAUUUGAGUUCAUUGUAAAACCGACGUUGCAUGAUGGAAUGACAGUCGGGAUUUCUUGGAAACUAGAAUGUAAAAAGACCCAUAAACCAAUUGGAACAGGUUUUAGUUUCCAUAUAUGUCAUGUCUACCAAGGGAAGGUGCUUAUAAGGAAUGUAGAAAUGUUUUUGGAGCCUUUUGUACAUAUUGAUAAUCAUGGAUUGAAAAUGGCGGGGCUUGUUGCAAACAUUAUUGGAGAAAUGGCUUCCCAAACAAUACUCAAAGGUGAAAGGAAAAAAGCUGCUUAUGUUUUGUGCAGCCUAGUCACAUUAGCAUUGCUAUUAUUCAUUAUUAGAAAGACUUAUAGAAGUUAACCGAUCUAUACGUUGAUUAUGAUUUUUGAUUGCUGCUACAUUUUCUAGCUGGGUCUUGUUAGGCUGUUGGGCUGGACCCGUUCUAGCUUUCCCGAGUCCCAACCUUUGAUCUAGGCUGCAACAUAUAGAUAAACCAUUAGACGGUUGUAACCCGAAGGUGUAGCCUUAGGGAACACCCAUCGACAAUCAAGUCAGUAUGUGUAACCAUAUUUUGUAUUAAAUGCAUCUCUCUCUCUAUC